AUGGCAGUCUCGGUUCGCCGCCGUUGCACGAGAUAAAUCAUUAGCUGCUGCGACAACGUAAACAGGAAGACGUAGUCGGCCGGACAUGUCAUCGAGCGAAUAUUCAGAAGGCGACAGCCUAAGCCGCAGCGACGAGUCCCUGUCGGCAGAAGACGAUGGCGAGGAUAUCAUGUACCAGCUGUCCGUGUUCUGGCCCUACCCAAAGGGCCCUGACGCUUCGCUGAGAAAGGGCCCCAGCCUCGCAAACCUCUCAAAACGGACUGUGCUCUGCAAGGGCCCGAACCCGCAGAACCGGCGCGGACCAGAUCCAUCACUGCACAAUGGGCCUGAUCCCAAGAACCACAGUGGCAUCAAGUGGCGGGCUGACUGCCCCGGCUGGAAGGGCCCCAAGGCAGACGCCAUGCUUUUGCUGGCAAAGCCCAAGAGGCGCCGCAGGAGGGGUGCCAAACACGUGGCCACGCCUUCCGUUGCGGGAGAGCGCGCCGACGAGGACGAGUCCGACAGCGGCCGUGCCAACCGCACGCCGCCUGUCAGAGUGCACCGCAAGGAGUCGGAGGUGUGACUCGCGCCUCGGCUGAAUGAUCAUUGCUGCCAUCUCUGCUGCUGCUGCUGCUUGCACGCUGCUUCACCUUCACUGAUGCCACACCUAGGAGCUUGCUAGGAGUUACACCUGGCAUCGUAGGAAAUACAGAGAAUUGAUGGUCCCGUCAAUAAGGGGACAACAGCGCCCGAAUCUGGCACCCGAACAACGGUACUAUUUGCACGUGAGAAUCAUUUAUAAGAACGGGCGCUGGCCAAUAAUGACUGCGAACGAGGUGGCAUACCGAAGGUGCCAGCCAAUGGCAAACAUUUCUUGCUAACGGAAACAGCUGAGAACCAGACUGACCCCAGGUCCGCAAAAAAAAGAAAUAUAUAUUGGAAGAAUGUACAGAAAAGCAGUUUGUAAAAAUGGGUGCGAAAAGCUUUGUAAUUAUGGUACCUGAAGAGAGACUCUCAAGUCAUACAUCCAAAGUGUACAGUGUGUCGGUGGUACCGUAUUUAUUCGAAUCUAGGCCGAUAGUUUUUUUCAAAUAAUCACAUACGAAACUCUAGGGUCGGCUUAGAUUCGAGGAUUUUAAAAAACGCGCCAGUUUUUAACUGAAACUGAUAAAUAUGGUGCAUAGUUA
Messenger RNA from Dermacentor silvarum, 1166 nucleotides. RefSeq lists its product as uncharacterized. Bases 86 to 562 code for a protein of 158 amino acids. NCBI's taxonomy places the organism in Eukaryota, Metazoa, Arthropoda, Arachnida, Ixodida, Ixodidae. The record is from RefSeq and is a predicted model, not a curated record. The transcript has 3 exons.